AAUACGAAGAAUUACAUACACAAAUUUAGUUUAACUACGAAAUAUUGAUUUUACUAACAUUUACAUUAUUUGUAAAAUUAAUUGAAUAUACGCAUUAUAACAUAAUGCAUUUGUUGAGAAUUCUUUACAGUGAAAUAAGAAUUUUGUUUCAUUUAAUUUUUUCAAGUAUAUAUAUUUUUAUUACCAAUUACUUGGAAACAAGUAAAGUAUGAGUCACUUAAUAUAAUCUAUGACAAACUGUGGAUAACAAGAAAGGCGGAAAAAUUAUCAAUAUCUUAAGCGUCAUGAUUCAAAGUAAAAUUAUAUAUAAAGAUGUAAUGCACAUAUGUGCAAUAUCUAUAUGAUAUAGAUAUUUUUUUCAUACGAGAAACAUCGUUUUAAAAUACAUUUAAAAUUUGAAUUACUUUUUAAAAAUUCUCGUUCAUUGUUAAAAUAUAUAUAAUUCUUUAUGAAUUAUUUAAAAGUAUUAAAUUUUCUUGAAAUGACUGUGGAGGUGUAGGAAAAAAAACAUUAGUUUAUAAUCUCCUACCCUACCCUACUCUAUUUUGCCCACGCUCGGUACUUCCCACUUGCAGACGUCAUCAAGUAUACUAUAUCGAUAUUGUAUGUAUAUAUUGAACCGUGUAGAAUGUCUCGUUGAGAUUUAAACAGUUUUAUUGCAUUGCUGCAUAAAUAUUUGUUCUGAAUAUGUUACGGACAGGUACUAUGUAUUGUGUUGUGCUAUUUGUUUGUUUGUUUAUUGGGAUCAUAAAUGGUUAUGCGAUAAAUUCCGAGGAAAAGUUAGAUGAGCAUUUUAUUACUCCACACUACACACAUUAUGAGGAGCUUAAACAAUUGUUCAGUUCCUUGUCCGAGAAGUAUCCUAAUUUGGCAAGAUUAUUUUCCAUAGGGAAGUCUGUAGAAGGUAGAGAUCUGUUGGUUCUUGAAAUUUCUGAAAAUGUUAGGGAACGUAAGCUGGGUGAACCAAUGGUUAAAUAUGUUGCUAAUAUGCAUGGCGAUGAAGCUGUUGGAAGAGAAUUGUUAGUUUAUCUUGCUCAAUAUCUCUUGCACAAUUAUGGCAAAGAUGAAAGGAUCACAAAAUUAGUGAAUAAUACUGAUAUCUUUCUUAUGCCAUCUAUGAAUCCUGAUGGAUUCGAAGAGUCUGAGGAAGGGAAAUGCGAAUCAAAGAAAGAUUUCUCAGGACGCGAGAAUGCAAACCAUGUUGAUUUGAAUAGAGACUUUCCAGAUCAGUUUGAUAGGAGAACCAGUCAAUUAUUGAAAAAUGGUGGUAUAUUAGACAAACGUCAGAAUGAAACAAUAGCAGUGAUGACUUGGAUUGCUACAGAAGCAUUUGUAUUAUCUGGAAAUUUUCAUGGUGGUGCUGUUGUAGCUAGUUAUCCAUAUGAUUCUGGAAUUUCAAGAGUUUGCUGUAUUGAAAGUAAAAGUCCAGAUGAUGAAUUAUUCAAAUAUUUAGCUCAUGUGUAUGCAGAUAAUCAUCCACAAAUGCAUGCAGGCAAUGCUUGUCCUCCAGAAAUAUUUCAAGGUGGUGUCACCAAUGGAGCCUAUUGGUAUAAAGUUAUUGGUGGGAUGCAAGAUUUCAAUUAUGCUCGUUCCAAUGCAUUUGAGAUAACAUUUGAACUUAGCUGCUGUAAAUAUCCAAAUGCUUCAACAAUGCCAGAGCAUUGGAUGUUAAAUAAAGAGUCUCUUAUAAAGUAUCUUGAGCAAGCACAUAUUGGAGUAAAAGGUAUUGUACGUGAUACUGAUGGUCAACCAAUAGAAGCAGCUAACAUUAUUGUGAAAGGAAUAGAUCACAAUAUUUCAACCACAAAUCGGGGAGAAUAUUGGCGUUUGUUAUUGCCUGGUACUUACGUGAUUCAUGCAGAAGUAUGGGGAUAUCAACCAAGUGAGCCUGUUAGUGUUACCGUGGGAUCAGAUGAACCAUCCAUUGUUAAUUUUACUUUAAAAGAGGAUUCCUUUGAAGAUCAAGGAAAAUUAGACUCGCCUAAAGUUGAGGAAAUAGUGAGAUCUAUAGAUGAAUAUGGAUUUUAUCAUGAUACUGUAUUCAAACAUCAUAAUUACGCAGAAUUGGAGAAAUAUUUAAAAGAGUUAAAUGGAAAUUAUCCUAAUAUUACAAGACUUUAUAGUAUAGGAAAGUCUGUCGAAGGACGUCAAUUAUAUGUGAUGGAAAUAACGGAAAAUCCUGGGAAACACGAUCCAAAUAAACCAGAAGUAAAGUAUAUAGGAAAUAUGCAUGGAAAUGAAGUGGUUGGCAGAGAAAUUUUAUUAUUGUUAUUAAGACAUCUCUGUGAGAAUUAUGGAACUGAUGAAAGAGUUACAAAAAUAUUAAAAAAUGUCAGAUUGCAUGUAAUGCCAAGCAUGAAUCCUGAUGGCUAUGAAAUUUCUAAAGAAGGCGACGUAUAUGGAGAACAUGGAAGAGAAAAUGCUAAGGGUGUUGAUCUUAAUAGAAAUUUUCCUGAUCAAUAUGAGAUAAAUAAAUACAAUAGUGAGCAAGAGCCUGAAACGAAAGCAGUAAUGGAUUGGAUCACAAAAAUUCCAUUUGUUCUUUCUGCUAAUUUUCAUGGGGGAUCAUUAGUAGCAAAUUACCCAUAUGAUAAUGGACCUUAUACUCCAAAUCUGAGUCCUGACGAUGAUGUUUUUAAAGCAUUAGCAUUGGCAUACUCAAAUGCUCACCCUCGUAUGCACCUUGGUGAACCUUGCCCACCACUUGACCAAUUAGGUAUGUCAAGUGUACUCGAAGAGCGAUUUCCAAAUGGAAUAACUAAUGGGGCUAGUUGGUACUCUGUAAGUGGAGGAAUGCAAGAUUACAAUUAUCUUCAUAGCAAUGAUUUUGAAAUUACGAUAGAAGUUGGAUGCACAAAGUUUCCGAAUGCGACUGACUUACCAACAUAUUGGUUACAAAAUAGAGAACCUCUGUUACGUUUUAUCGAAAUGUCUCGUAAAGGUGCACAUGGUAUAGUACGUUCGUCUAUCGGUACUCCGAUACCACAUGCUAAAAUAUCUGUCGAUGGAAUUAAACAUGAUAUCUACACAGCUGAAGGCGGUGACUAUUGGCGUCUUCUAAUCCCAGGAAGAUACAAUAUUACAGCUAGCGCAGUGGGAUAUGAGUCUGUGACACAGAACAUACUUAUACCUGAAGGAGAUAACAUGGGUGAAGGAGAAAUAACACAGGAUUUCAUAUUAAUGCGAGAUGAUCCUGAACAUUGGUCAUCGUCAUACGAUUUUCGAUUAAUUGUAAAUUUACAAGAUGUUUAUUUAAAAAACGUAGAGUUGAAUGCAAGAUUUGGCGCAUUAGAAAAUCACCAACUAAACAUUGCUGAAUUCGAAGCUGGAGAUUCGCCAGUUAAUAUGGCUAUACAUUCUUUAAAAAUUACGCACGAUAUGGGAGCACCGGAAGAAAAUAAAUUUCAUAUUGGCUUAAUUGGAGGACUAUUUGCUUCUCAACCUGUGGGUAGAGAAGUUCUGCUGCGCUUAGCUACUCAUAUUCUUAUGGGAAAUAAAAUUGGAGAUCCUCCUAUACAGAGGAUAUUGAAUAAUUCUGUUUUACAUUUUAUUCCUGGUAUAGAUCCAGGUUUUGAUAAUAUAUUAAAUAGUCGAGAAUGUAAUCCCAUAGUGAAGGAUGAAGUUGGUAAAAGACUUUUACAAAAGGGCACUUUGAAUUCUGAUAAGCUCGAUACGAUUACCAGUGCAUUUAAGGAAAUGAUGGCUAAUGGAGAAUACGAUGCAGUAAUUAUAAUAGGAAGUGGGGCACUUAAAGUCAGUUAUACCGACGAUAGUUUCAAUGUAUAUCAUACACUUGCUCAAAAUUAUGAGCAUUCAAUGGAUAAAGGAAUAUGUAACAACCUCAAUAAUGAAGUUAAAGAUGUGCAAGAUUAUAUUCAAAAUGAAUAUAACAUUCCUGUAAUGACUGUUAACUUGGCUUGCUGCAAGUAUCCAUUUGCCGAAUAUAUUCCAAACAUUUGGCGUGAAAAUUUGUUGCCUCUAAAGCAGCUUAUUCAAAGUUUAACAACCGGUAUUCGGGCAGUAGUGACAGAUGUUAAUAAUAUUCCUCUGAGGAAUGCUACAAUUAAAAUUGGAACAAAACAAUACAGUGUAUCAAAAAAUAUGGCUUACUUUAAGAUUAUUCUACUUCCCGGUGAAUACAUGCUAAUAUUCUCCUGCGAAGGCUACAUGGAGCAGUUUGUAAAAGUUCACGUGGAGAAUGAAAAUAUAACAGAUCUUAAUGUGAAGUUAAUAAAACGUAAUACGGAUGAAGAAAAACAUGGAAAAAAUAAUGAAUAUUCGGAAUCGAAUGUAAUUAAUCAAGCUUUAAAUGAUUUAAAUGAUAAAUAUUCGCACUCAUCUGUUUUGCACAUUAUUGGAAGAUCACAGAAAGGUGUCCGAAUAAUGUGUCUAGAAAUUGGAACUGAAAACAAUUACAAACGAAUAGGUCGUCCAUCGAUUGCGUUUGUUGCUGGUAUUUCGAAUGGCGUGUCUCUGACAUCCGAGGUCUUAUUACAUUUUGCUACGUAUCUUUUGGAUCACUAUGGAAAGGAUACCACAGUUACAAAUUAUUUAGAUAAAUAUACAAUAUAUAUUGUCCCGGAUUUAACUCAAAACUCGAACAAGAAUCAAUCAUGUUCUUCCUUCAUUGCUGAUGACCUAUUGUUUCCUAUUAAUGGCGCACUAUCUAACGAAGCAGAUACAAUAAUUUAUUGGUUCAGAAAAGUUAGUCCAAUGUUGGCAGUAAAUUUAAAUAUUGGUGGUCAGCAUAUUGAAAUUCCUUUCGCUGGAAAAUACGGUGAAAUGCCAGGAAACGUGUACAAAACUGACGAUGAUGCAGUGUUGCAAGAGCUAGCGAUGACAUACACAAAACACAAUGCCCAUAUGACCUCUAACAAUUCAUUGUGUGAUCGUGAUUUAAAUAAAAAUGCUAAUGGUGUUAUUCACGGUGGAGAAGGAAUUAAUGGAAAGAGAGAGCAUUCUCUGUUGGAUUAUCUUUAUUUAAAUACAAGUACUUUGAUGGUGGAUGCAUACAUUACCUGUUGUGAUACAGAUGGUUCGAAAAAUGUGUGGGAAGAUAAUAAAAAUAGCUUAUUAGCUAUGAUAGACAAGCUUAACAAUGGAGUAAAAGGAUAUGUUCUUACUAAAAAUGACGAACCAAUAGAAAAUGCUAUUUUAUCGUGUAAUAAUUCGUUACAUCACAUUAAAAGUGGAAUGAACGGAGUUUAUUGGCUUCUACUUCAACCUGGUACUCAUGCUAUAAGUGCCAAGGCAGCUGGAUAUAUUCAGCAAACUAAAGUUUUCGUUACAACAGAUGUACAUAAUGUUUCAAAGUUAAUAUUUAAAUUAACAUAUAACGACAAGUUCCUAGGAAUGCCUAGAAUUGUUUUCAUUAUACUUAUAAGUACUAUAUGCUUUGGAAUUAUUGCUUGUACCGUGUUCAUCGUUGCAAAUUGUAAGUCUUCCAAACAGUCUGAACAAAAUAAUAGAAGUAAAUACGCGUUCAGUCUACUUAAAGAUGGAACAAGUUUCUUUGAUGACGAUGAGAAAGAAGUUGAAAUAUUUAAAAGGCCAAUAAACGGGCUUAUGCAAGAUAAUGAAAUUACAAAACCAUAUUUUGACGACGACAACUUGUCCAGUUCAGAUGAUGCCAGUGAUUUAGAGUUUAUUAGGCCGAGUUAAGUGAUAACACUGUAGCGAUACAAAUUAUAAUGCAGGUUUUUGUAAAAAAAUCGACUUUUCUAAUAACUAUAUCUAUCCGGUGAUAACAAUUUUUAAACUAAAAUUAUUUGUUAUAAACGUAGAUUUAGGUAAAGGCAUAAGAUGUAAAGGAAAUGUACAGAAAAUGUACUUAACAUGUUGUGAAAAUUAUGCAG
Messenger RNA from Nomia melanderi (Alkali bee), 5855 nucleotides. It is a transcript of the gene svr, whose product is annotated as Carboxypeptidase D svr. Lineage: Eukaryota; Metazoa; Arthropoda; Insecta; Hymenoptera; Halictidae. Gene Ontology annotation, biological process: peptide metabolic process; protein processing. Gene Ontology annotation, molecular function: zinc ion binding; metallocarboxypeptidase activity. The record is from RefSeq and is a predicted model, not a curated record.